AUGGCGUCCCUCGUCUCCUCCCCCGAAGAUUCCAAAUCGCUGUCCGUCACCACCUCAUCGCUCUUCCUCUCCUCCAUCGCCUCGCUCCCCUCUUCCCACGCCUUAUCCAUCCCCACCUCCGCCUCCACGCCUCUCCCGCCCGUCCCGACCUCUGUGCCUCCCGCAGCGCUCAUCCCGGGCUCCCGCUUCCUCAUCCACGCCUUCCGCCAUGCCGGGGACUUCUCUGUCGCUUACUUUCUCUCGCACUUCCACUCCGACCACUACAGUGGCCUCGGCCCUUCCUGGCGCCGCGGCCUUGUCUUCUGCUCCGCGCCAACCGCACGCCUCGUCUCAUCCGUGCUCUCUGUCCCGCCUCAGCUUGUCGUCUCCCUCGAUGUCGGUGUCCGUAUCAGCGUUGAUGGGUGGAGCGUCACCGCCGUGGACGCCAAUCACUGCCCCGGCGCCGUCCAGUUCCUAUUCACCUCCCCUGGGCCGAGCGCCGAGAGGUAUGUGCACACCGGUGACUUCCGUUACACAGAGUCUAUGACGCGCGAUGCUAACCUGCUGGAGUUCGUCCGUGCUGAUGCGGUGUUUCUGGACACCACAUACUGUAACCCCAAGUUUACAUUCCCUUCGCAAGAGGAUUCUGUGGAUUACGUAGUGAAUGCAAUCAAACGUGUGAAAGAUGAGAGUUCAGUAUCAGGAGAGCGUGUGCUGUGUCUGCUGUGUCUGAUCGCGACCUAUGCGGUCGGCAAAGAGAGGAUUUUGCUGGAGGUUGCACGGCGCUGUGGGUGUUCAAUCCAUGUGGACAGUAGGAAGAUGAAAAAUUUGACAGUGUUGGGGUUCGGUGGGGAGAAUGGCGUUUUUACUGAGGAUGCAACAGGGACAGAUGUGCAUGUUAUUGGGUGGAAUAUCUUAGGGGAGACUUGGCCCUACUUCCAGCCGAAUUUUGUGAAGAUGAAGGAGAUCAUGAUGGAGAGAGGGUAUGCGAGGGCUGUCGGGUUUGUACCAACUGGAUGGAUGUAUGAAACCAAGAAGGAAGGUUUUGCUGUUAGGUUUUUGCACCCAAAGAGGGUGAUCCCUACUGUUGGCGUGGAUGCUGGGAAGCUCGAUAGUAAGGAGGCAGUUGCUCUGCAGAAGCAUUUUGCUGGGUUGGUCGAUGAGACAGCAAACAAACAGGAGUUCUUGAUGGCAUUCCAUCGUAGGUCGAUAGAUGCUACUCAUAGCUGCAAAGAUGUGGUUGCUAAAUGCUCGAGCCAGCAUGAUGGGGAGGAUGCUGCUUUGUUACCAGCAAUCACUUCUGCUUCUGAACAACAGGGUACUCUGAGGGAGAAUAUUACGCAGGAAAUGAUUAAAGAACUAUCAGAUUUCCUACCCUCGUGGGUCAGCCAGGAACAGAUCACGGACCUGCUGAUGAGUUCAGGUGGUGAUGUUGUUAAAGCAGCAUCUGAUUUUUUUGAGCGGGAAAGAGAUUUCUUUGAAGAAGCAAAUGUUUCUUGUAAUGACACACCCAAGUCAGAGAAAAACCAUUCUUCUGAUCAGGGGUCUUCUGCUGAUGUAAGUAGUCAGCAAGAAUCUCCUUUAUUUUCGCAGAAGCCAGUGGAAUACUCUGCAAAGCUGGUAAAUUUGUCUCCUAUGAGAAUGAAACUAAAUACUCCCAAAAAGGUAAAUAAGAGGGGUUCCAGCACUACAAACAAGCCAAAAAAGAAAGGACGAUUAACUUCCUCAACAGAAUCUGGUGGGCGCAAGCAGUCCACAAUUACAAAUUAUUUCAUUAGAGCUACAGAAGCCACAGAAGCUGCUUUUAAAAGGGUAAGGACUGAAAAAGUAACCGUGGAGGCACAUCAAAAUAAUGUGGAAAAUGGUGAUCAGUUAGCUGAUACUGCAAAAACACAAGAUCAGAGUUUAGACCAGCUUCUCCAGAUUGUAGAUGGUUAG
This is a messenger RNA of Miscanthus lutarioriparius, 1917 nucleotides long. The record is from the annotation of a GenBank genome assembly. NCBI's taxonomy places the organism in Eukaryota, Viridiplantae, Streptophyta, Magnoliopsida, Poales, Poaceae.